CCGACCCUCGGCGGGGCUGCCACCACAGCCACCACAGCCACCGCAGCCACCGCAGGUCCGCAGCCUCCAGACUGCACCCAGGAGCGAAAGAGCGACAUGGCGGCGAAGGCCAAGCCCGAGAACCUGUCCCUGGUGGUGCACGGCCCCGGGGACCUGCGCCUGGAGAACUAUCCUAUCCCUGAACCAGGCCCAAAUGAAGUACUACUGAAGAUGCAUUCUGUUGGAAUCUGCGGCUCCGAUGUCCACUACUGGCAGCAUGGUCGAAUUGGGAAUUUUAUUGUGAAAAAGCCCAUGGUGCUGGGGCAUGAAGCUUCGGGAACAGUCGAAAAAGUGGGAUCAUUGGUAAAGCACCUCAAACCAGGUGAUCGCGUUGCCAUUGAGCCUGGGGCUCCCCGAGAAACCGAUGAAUUCUGCAAGAUUGGCCGGUACAAUCUGUCGCCAUCCAUCUUCUUCUGCGCUACACCCCCCGAUGACGGGAACCUCUGCCGGUUCUACAAGCACAAUGCAGACUUCUGCUACAAGCUUCCUGACAAUGUCACCUUUGAGGAGGGGGCCCUGAUCGAGCCACUCUCUGUGGGGAUCCAUGCCUGCAGGCGAGGUGGAGUCACCCUGGGGAAUAAGGUCCUUGUGUGCGGAGCUGGGCCAAUAGGGCUGGUCAGUGUGCUUGUGGCCAAAACAAUGGGAGCAGCUCAAGUUGUAGUGACUGAUCUGUCUGUUUCUCGGUUGUCCAAAGCCAAGGAAAUCGGGGCUGAUUUAGUCCUCCAGGUCUCCAAGGAGAACCCUCAGGACAUCGCCAGUAAAGUGGAAGGUCUGCUGGGGCGCAAGCCGGAAGUCACCAUUGAGUGCACCGGGGCGGAAGCCUCCAUCCAGGCGGGCAUCUACGCCACUCAUUCUGGUGGGACCCUGGUGCUUGUGGGGAUGGGCUCUGAGAUGGCCACUGUACCCCUUUUGCACGCAGCCAUCCGGGAGGUGGAUAUCAGGGGCGUGUUCCGAUACUGCAACACGUGGCCAAUGGCAAUUUCGAUGCUGGCAUCUAAGUCUGUGGAUGUAAAGCCCUUAGUCACCCAUAGGUUUCCACUGGAGAAAGCUCUGGAGGCUUUUGAAACAUCCAAAAAGGGGGUGGGGUUGAAAGUCAUGCUCAAGUGUGACCCCGAUGACCAGAAUCCCUGAUGUUAAUUGGACUCGCCCUCAUCCCCCCUCUCAGCACCUCAGGGCUAACAGGCUGGGUGGGGGAUGGGUGUGGGUUUUGUUGCGGGGUAAGUUUCUUUUGAAUGGUGAGAAUAAUUAAAAUAAUUCCUUAUAAACAGAGAGCCUUACUCAGAGGAGUUAGUUUUCCUUAAAGUCACAAGUAGGGAUAGUUUUGGGGAACUUGUAGCCUGAAUGACCUGUUCAUGCGGAGGAAAGGUCAGCAAGCAGAGCAGGAUCUGGCAGGCAGGUGCUGGGAAAGGCCCUUGUUCCUGGAGUGCCUUCCUCAGUAAAGGGAGGAAUCGGGCUCUUGGGUUCCUGGUUCCACCACGACCAGCCAAGAGGCACGUGGAGGCUGAGUUAUGAAGAGACAACUUUGUCAAGACUUAACAGGCCCAGAAACUGAUUUUCAUAAAAAUCUGCCACUCAGUGUCUGGGAUGAGGGAUUGUCAGCAGUUUUAGCUUAGAGCGCAAUGUUUCUAGAGGUUAGUGCUGUUUGGUUUGAUGAUAAAAGGAGAAUAAGAAAAGGGACUAACUUUCCUGGGUCCAGGAUAAUUUUAAAAACAAUGAAAUGAAUAAAACCAAAAUUUCAUGUGAGAUCAAACCAGCUUACAUUCCCCAAAUUUGGAAAUAAUGAGCGGACUCCUCAACACUUCUUAAAGAUUGCCUGCUCUUCAGCUGCUGAGAAUUGUUAUUUCAUUUGCCAGGUGAAGAGCCACCUGCCCACCCAACACCCCCACCCCUACCCUUAGGCACCUUCCCUUGUCACUAGGCAGCCAGGAAUCUCCCAGCGGAGGACAUUUAUGGGAAGACCUUAAAUAGUGCCUCUGACUAGCCCAGGAGGGUUUGGUCAGCUCACAAACUUCCCCACCGCACAGGAUUAGGAUUAGCAUCCGCUCGUAGGCUCACACUCUGAUUAUUAGACAGUUCCAUUUAAUUCUGGUUAUUAUAAACAGAACAUCUUUCCCCCUCUCGUAGCCAGUUAAGGCUCUCAGUAUCUUUCUGUUGGAAUGAUAUCUCUGAACUUGUCUUAUUUUAAUUGUUGGGUUUUUCUAUGUAAAAUUUGGAUCCAAAUUACAUCAUGCCCACUUGUCACUUUGAGAUUGUUAAUGAAGAAUGAGGAUAUAACAGCUGUGACAUAACUUGGGCUGUGGCCUUUAAUCCCUCACUUCAGCUGCGGGUGGAGGGUGAGUUUAAAGAGGUUCUGGUUUUCUUGUAACUGGAUAAGACCUGUGCCUGGAAUUUCUCAAACAGCUUUGGGUAAUAAAUUCUGUCGGUGGUGUCUGA
Lemur catta (Ring-tailed lemur) is the source of this 2472-nucleotide messenger RNA. RefSeq names its product sorbitol dehydrogenase (gene SORD). Lineage: Eukaryota; Metazoa; Chordata; Mammalia; Primates; Lemuridae. The coding region runs from base 97 to 1170 and encodes 357 amino acids. Gene Ontology annotation, biological process: D-sorbitol catabolic process. The record is from RefSeq and is a predicted model, not a curated record. Gene Ontology annotation, molecular function: L-iditol 2-dehydrogenase (NAD+) activity; zinc ion binding. The transcript is spliced from 9 exons.